UUUUUUUAUUUUCAACAAAAUCCCAGUUAUCCUUUUACGAGAUUUCGUUGUAUAAUAAAAUCUUUUUCAUGUUUACAAACUUUUUAUCAAUACAUCCAUGACAUAUCGCCAUUUGACGAUAAAACAACACCUAACAGGGUCAGACACGCGGAUCAACUAACAAUCGAUACCUCGGCGUGCACCUGCAGUUUACAACUCCUGUUGUUAAUUUCGAUGUUAUUUUCGUUAAAAAACAAAGAAUGAUCGUUUUGAAUAUUGUGAGGGCUUGUGUGUGGCAGUCAUCUCGAAAAAUUCACACAACAAUCUCGCAAUGUGACGCGGUGGUAAUCAGCGGCAAGCAAAUAGCAAAAGACAUAAAGGAUGAACUAAAGGUAAUUGUGGACUCCUGGGUGGCCUCAGGACGCAAACCCCCCCGGCUCUCCGCCAUUCUAGUGGGCAAUGACCCCGCCAGUGAAGUUUACAUCGGGAGAAAAGUGAAAGCAGCGAAUUCCAUCGGAAUUCGUGCAGAGACAAUCCUCCUGAAUGCCGACAUCAAGGAGGAGGAACUUAUAGGAAACAUAAAAAGGCUCAAUGCGGAUCCGGAUGUCGAUGGGAUUCUCGUCCAGCUGCCACUGCCCUCGGGAUUGAACGAGAAAAUCGCCUGCGAGACUGUCUGUCCGAGCAAAGACGUGGACGGAUUUCAUUCUGAGAAUUUGGGAUUGCUCAGCACUGACAGCGAGGGCUUUGUCCCCGCGACAGCUCUAGCUGUCCGGGAACUGAUACUGAGGUCAGGGGCUAAGACCUUAGGACGUAAUGCCGUUGUCAUCGGGCGGUCCAAACAUGUAGGAUUACCCACAGCUCUUCUGCUCCAUGCGAACGGAAAAGGUGACACCAGAGCCCUUGACAUGACGACAACAAUUUGCCACAUCCACACACCUCGAGCUGAACUGAUAAAAUUCGCCAACUUGGCAGACGUUUUGGUUUCAGCAACGGGGGUCCCUGGUCUUGUCACUAAGGACAUGGUGAAGCCUGGAGCCUGCGUGAUCGACGUGGGAAUCACCCGGGUGGAUACCCCGGAUGGAAAGACGAAAAUCGUUGGAGAUGUUGAUUACGAGGAAGUGAAGAAAAUCGCUGGAUUCAUUACACCUGUUCCGGGGGGUGUGGGACCAAUGACUGUUGCCAUGUUGAUGAAGAAUACUCUGUGGGCGGCGGAGAAAAAUCUUAAGAAUAAAAAAUAAUUUUAAA
Molecule: messenger RNA, 1224 nt
Organism: Diachasmimorpha longicaudata
Lineage: Eukaryota; Metazoa; Arthropoda; Insecta; Hymenoptera; Braconidae
Gene: Nmdmc
Product: bifunctional methylenetetrahydrofolate dehydrogenase/cyclohydrolase, mitochondrial
Exons: 4
Coding region: 240-1217 (325 amino acids)
Biological process (GO): tetrahydrofolate interconversion
Cellular component (GO): mitochondrion
Molecular function (GO): methenyltetrahydrofolate cyclohydrolase activity; methylenetetrahydrofolate dehydrogenase (NADP+) activity; methylenetetrahydrofolate dehydrogenase (NAD+) activity
Source: RefSeq, a predicted model, not a curated record